Gekko japonicus is the source of this 3658-nucleotide messenger RNA. Its product is annotated as chromosome-associated kinesin KIF4-like. Gene Ontology annotation, molecular function: microtubule binding; microtubule motor activity; ATP binding. The record is from RefSeq and is a predicted model, not a curated record. Gene Ontology annotation, biological process: mitotic spindle organization; microtubule-based movement. Lineage: Eukaryota; Metazoa; Chordata; Lepidosauria; Squamata; Gekkonidae.
AUGUCAAAAGAAGAGGCCAAGGCGAUCCCCGUGAGGGUGGCUGUCAGGUGCCGCCCUCUUGUUCCCAAGGAAACGGAAGAGGGCUGCCAGAUGUGCCUGUCGUUUGUCCCCGGAGAGCCUCAGGUCAUUUUGGGUAACGACAAACCUUUUACCUACGACUAUGUUUUUGAUCCGUUUACCGAACAAGAGGAAGUGUUCAAUACUUGCAUUGCGCCCCUGGUGAAAGGCGUUUUUAAAGGGUACAACUCUACAGUUCUGGCUUACGGGCAGACGGGGUCCGGGAAGACCUAUUCUAUGGGAGGGGCCUACACGGCUGACCAAGGGAACGAUCCCACGGUUGGCGUCAUCCCCCGGGUGAUCAACCUGCUCUUUCAAGAAAUGGAAGAGAGGACGGAGUGGAAGUUCUCCCUGAAAGUCUCCUAUUUAGAGAUCUACAAUGAAGACAUCUUGGACCUCUUGGCCCCAUCUAGAGAACGUUCUUCUCAAAUCAGCAUCCGUGAAGACCCCAAGGGAGGCAUAAAGAUUGUGGGACUGACAGAACACGUGGUGACUUGCGCUCCAGAGAUGAUCAUCUGCUUGGAGCAGGGGAACAAUUCCCGGACGGUGGCUGCCACAGCGAUGAACACACAGUCAUCUCGAUCCCACGCAAUCUUCACCAUUUCUGUUGAACAGAGAAGCAAGAAGGACACGAAUGCCAGCCUCCAUUCCAAGCUGCACCUUGUGGAUCUGGCUGGCUCAGAGCGACAAAAGAAGACCAAAGCAGAAGGAGAUCGGCUGAGGGAAGGGAUCAACAUUAACAAAGGCCUCCUCUGCCUGGGAAACGUCAUCAGUGCUCUUGGGGACGAAACCAAGCGAGGCAACCAUGUCCCUUAUAGGGACUCGAAGCUCACGCGCCUCUUGCAAGAUUCCCUGGGAGGCAACAGCCACACUCUGAUGAUCGCCUGCGUCAGCCCAGCGGAUUCCAACCUGGAAGAGACCCUGAACACCCUUCGCUACGCCGACCGGGCGAGGAAAAUAAAGAAUAAGCCCGUAGUGAACGUGGACCCCCAGGCAGCAGAGAUCAACCAGUUAAGGCUGCAGGUUCAACAGCUUCAGGUCUUACUGUUCCAGGCUCACGGUGGGACACUUCCAGUGUCUAUUGGCGGGGAGCCGUCGGAAAACUUGCAGUCCCUGAUGGAGAGGAACCAGGCCCUGGCGGAGGAGAAUGAGAAGUUGAGCCGGGGCUUGAGUGAGGCCGCCGGCCAGAUCGCCCAGAUGCUCGAGAGGAUCAUUAUGACGGAGCAGCAGAACGAGAAGAUCAAUGCUAAGCUGGAGGAGCUCCAGCAGCACGAGGCGUUGAAACUGGAUCUGCAGAAGCUGCGCGAGGUUCUGGAGGACGACGAGCUAAAGCAGCACGUGGAGCUGGUCUGCAGCCUGCAGCAAGCGAUUGCCCGGUUGCAGAGCGAAAGUCCUCCCGGCGAUGCCGAAAUGGACACGUCCGAACAGGACUCCGGGGCUCUUGCGGAAGCCAGCCUGGGCGACCAGAGCGCGUCAGAGGAAUACACCACCCGGCACGCUCUCCACCAGGCCCAGAUGUCCAAGGAGCUGCUGGAGCUCAACAAAGCCCUGGCUCUGAAGGAAGCCCUGGCGAGGAAGAUGACUCAGAACGACAGCCAGCUGGAGCCCAUUCAGUGCCAAUACCAGACUAAUAUCAAAGACUUGGAGGUGGAAGUUGCGAAGCUGCAGAAGGAGAAAGAAGAGCUGGUGGUGACGCUCCAGGCGACGAAAAAGGACGUCAGCCAAGCUAAACUCAGCGAGCGCCGUAGGAAACGCCUUCAGGAGCUGGAAGGGGAGAUGACGGACCUGAAGAAGAAACUGAAGGAGCAGUCGAAGCUCCUGAAGAUGAAAGAGACGAGCGAGCAGACAGUCUCCAAACUGAACCAGGAGAUCCGGGCGAUGAAAAACCAGCGUGUUCAGCUCAUACGUCAAAUGAAAGAAGAUGCAGAGAAAUUUAGGCAGUGGAAGCUGCAGAAAGACAAGGAAGUGAUCCAGCUGAAAGAGCGGGACCGCAAGAGGCAGUACGAACUUGUCAAACUGGAGCAAGACUUCCAGAAGCAAGCCAGUGUCCUCCGGCGAAAAGCUGAGGAGGCAGCUGCUGCCAACCGACGCUUGAAAGAUGCCCUUCAGAAGCAGCGGGAAGUUGCCGACAAGCGGAAAGAGACCGUGAACCGUGGGAUCGACGGCAUCGCUAACCGGGUGAAGAGCUGGCUCGUGAACGAAGUCGAGGUCCUCGUUCGCAUCGAAGAGGCUCGGAACCACCUCAAUGACCUUCUGGAGGACAGGAAAACGCUGGCCCAGGAGAUCGCGCAGCUGAAAGAGAAGCGGGACGCUGGAGAGAUCCUUCCCUUGAAAUACAAGAGGCGCACCUUCUCUCACAGAGCUAUGGAAAUCAACCAUUCCAUCACGAAGCAGAUCGAGAGCCUCGAAACGGAGAUGGAGCUCAGGAGUGCCCAGAUUGCAGACCUGCAGCAGAAGCUGCUGGAGGCGGACAGCCGAGACAACAAAAAGCAGCGCUGGGAAAGCAUCACCACCAUUCCGGAAGCCAAGUGUGCCAUCAAGUACCUGAUGGGUGAACUGGUCUCCUCCAAAGUGGAGGACGGGAAACUGGACAGUCGCCUUCAGCAGAGCAAAGCUACCUGUUCCGACAUCCACAAGAUGCUCCUCGACGAGCGGAAGGCCGCGGCUCAGACGGAGGCGGAGCACGAGAGCCAGAUGGUCCAGAUGGAGCAGCAGCAGCAUCAGGAGAAGGUUCUCUAUUUGCUGAGCCAGAUACAGCAGCACAGAGAAGAAGCCGAGAAGAGGCUUUCGGAGAGGGAGCAGCAGCUGCUCGAAUGCCUCAACUUCCAGGAUGAGGAGCUGGCAAAAAUGAGGGAGGUCUUCGAGAAGAACCAGGAGCUGUGCGAAGAGCUGGAAGCCGUCAGGCAGAAACUGAGAAUUCUUGAAGCGGCCAGCAGCCAGAAAAUCUGCAGUGUUCCGCCAGCUGUUGCAGACGCAGAGUCUCCUUUUGAUUACAUUCCACCCAAGCCCAAGCCUCGCAGGCAGACCACGGCCAGGCAGACCACGGCCAGGCCCCUAUCUGAGCCAACAUCAGAAGAGUCGGAGGAGUCGGGAGGGGAAGUGCAAGAUGCCGAGUGGUUGCCGGCGAAAAUGGCCAGAGGAAUCAAGAAGAACUUUUUGGGGUGCAACUGCAAAAGCCGCUGUGGCAACAGGCUGUGCGGCUGCCGGAAGCAGAAGGUGGAGUGUUCGGAGGACUGCCGCUGCGAGUCCGAGAAGUGCCGCAACCGGACCCGCAGCGUCUUGGAGGGGAUGUUCACGGAAGACUCCUCGAGGGACUCUAAGACCUUCAGUCUGGAAGACCCCACUCUGGUGUCCGGAGGGGACACUUUCUUUGACCCGCCGGCUGUCACGCCCACCAAGCAGGUCUUAAAGCCGGUCAACAGCCAAGAGUCCUUGGCCUGGGAGCAGAGCGACAUGACCGCCUCCUUCGCUCUGGGGGACCUGGACACCGAGAACCAGCUGCCGGCCGUGAAGAAGAGGAGGAAGCGGGUCCUGAGCAGCGCCAGCAGCUUCUUUGCCAGCUGCACCCCCAUCAAGGAGGACUUUGUGGAGGGCUAACAGG